AUGUCCCACAAACCAACACUCGUCUUCGUUCCCGGAGCAUGGCACCGUGCCGAAAUCUGGGAGAAAGUAACUGCACUCCUAAAAGACCAACACUACAGAUGUAUCCCCAUAGAACUCCCCUCCACAGCCGGCGAUGCCACGAUAGGUUUUGAUGAUGACAUCACAGCAGUACGAAAUACUAUAUUGUCAGAAACCAAACAAGGUCGCGAUGUGAUACUAGUUGUGCAUUCGUACGGCGGCGCAGUCGGUCAAAGUGCAGUCAAAGGACUCACCCGUCGCCAUCCCGAUGAUCUCGUAUCUACGGAUGAGAAACCAACUGGUCAUGUUGUAGGUCUCGUGAUGAUGGCUUGUGGGUUUGCGCAGACGGGGUUAAGUUUCAUCGAUGCGAUUGGGGGAACACCUCCGCCAUUUUGGAGAUUCAAUGAUAGUGGGUUUGCGCUGUUGGAACUUCCUGCGAGAGAAUCGUUUUAUCAUGAUCUUCCUGAAGAGGAAGGUGAAUAUUGGGUGAGCAGGUUGAAGAAACAAUCGCAGAAGGUUUUGAAAGAGGGUGGGGAAUGGGCGUAUGCGGGUUGGAUGGAUGUGCCGGUUUGGUAUUUGACUACGAUGGAUGAUAAGACGUUUCCGGUUGAGGUGCAAGGAAUGUUUGUUAAGAUGGCGAAGGAUGCAGGAGCCGAUCUUACGGUUAAAGAGGUUGUGAGUAGUCAUUCGCCGAUGUUGAGUAGACCGAAAGAGACGGUAAAAUUUAUCGUGGAAGCGGCUGUUUCACUGGCUCAUUGA
Molecule: messenger RNA, 777 nt
Organism: Botrytis byssoidea
Lineage: Eukaryota; Fungi; Ascomycota; Leotiomycetes; Helotiales; Sclerotiniaceae
Exons: 1
Coding region: 1-777 (258 amino acids)
Source: RefSeq, a predicted model, not a curated record